Molecule: messenger RNA, 411 nt
Organism: Trypanosoma grayi
Lineage: Eukaryota; Euglenozoa; Kinetoplastea; Trypanosomatida; Trypanosomatidae
Exons: 1
Coding region: 1-411 (136 amino acids)
Source: RefSeq, a predicted model, not a curated record
AUGUCAAACACCGGGAUGCCGUGGGCGUACCAUGCUGUUGUGCAGUUCGCCCACUUGCACAAGGCCUGCGCCAAUAGUGGUCUACUGAAUACCGCGAAGACCAGUGGGAUAUCAUUGGGUACGCGAGGACCCCUUCCAAAUCUUCUUCUUUCACAGUCGUCCAGUGGCGUUCAGCGUGCGGUUUGGCUUCUACACCGCCGGGGAAGUGUGCUGGGGCUCGUGGUCAGUCCGCGUUUGGGUGUGUGCGAGUGCCUACCGCGUGGCUCUGCGGCGGGCGGCCCGAGGNGGGCUCGUGGUCAGUCCGCGUUUGGGUGUGUGCGAGUGCCUACCGCGUGGCUCUGCGGCGGGCGGCCCGAGGGAGGACCGCGUUAUACGGCACCUGCGGUCUCUCCCGUUUCGGGUGGCGGGUAG